Molecule: messenger RNA, 4420 nt
Organism: Drosophila serrata
Lineage: Eukaryota; Metazoa; Arthropoda; Insecta; Diptera; Drosophilidae
Gene: Cow
Product: Proteoglycan Cow
Biological process (GO): anatomical structure development
Molecular function (GO): collagen binding; extracellular matrix binding; protein binding
Source: RefSeq, a predicted model, not a curated record
UUACGUUUCGGCCGCGUCGCCUUCAGUUCUCUAGUGUUCCGUGUCCAGGCUACUCUGUAUCCGCGGAGGCGCCUGCGAUUGCAAAAGCAAAAACCAAAAACCAAAACUCAUUGUCAUUCAUAGUUACUUUCCGUGUGUGCGUGUGAAUUGCGCCAGUGCGUGUGCGUGAGUGCGUAAACCGAAGGCGUCCGUAGUUUUCCACGGGCUAGCACGGCGAUUAAGACACCGAGAGCGGAACCCGUCAACAGGGAAUCCCUUAAAGCACUUCCUCAGCCUCAGCCUCAGCGCUCAGUCUCAGUCUCACUCAGCGCCACCGUCGCCAUCUCCUUUUCCUGUUCCUGGACGCCAUUCAUCAGCCAUGAAGCACUCGCCGCUGAUUGCCAGCGCUUGUCUCGCGCUGGUGUUGAUGUCAUCCAGCCUGAUUGGCAGCUCGGAGGCCAGAAAGAAGAAGUAUGUCGGCGAGACGGGUGGCGAUUUUGAGUUUAUCGAUGAGAUAAACAAAAAUACGCAGAGCAACAAGAAUCUGGGGGAACACAAGCGUUGGAUUCAUGAUCCGUCGAGUGACCUUUGCCGACCGCUGAACUGCAAGAAGCGUGAAAUUUGCCUGCUCGAGGACGAGUUCAGCGCCGUGUGCGUGUCAAAGAAGGAGCUGCACAAGAACCGCGAUGAGAUAAUCAGCAAGGCCAAGUACUUGGAGGAGGAGGCCAAGCGGCGUGUCAACCAGCAGGACAACCAGGACAGCCAGGAUGCGGAGGACAUCAACAACGACGACGAGGAUAACAGCAGCGAUAGCAGUCUCAACGGUGGCAGCAGCAGCAAUCCCGGCAACAGCCCCGUCCAGGCCAAUGUCCAGGGCAAUGAGGAGAGCGACGACGAAGAUAAGAGCCUCAGUCUGGGCGACGAGGAUGAGUCCAAGGAGGAUGAUGUCUUCUAUGAGAACAGCAUUGCCGCCAGCGAUAAACAGCAGUCGCAGCAACAACAACAACAGCAGCAGCAAUCCCAGGCACCAGCAGGACCCUCUGCCAUCCAGCAGGACGACGACGAGGAGUUGGACAACUGCAAGCCGUGUCCUGUGGCCAAGCCGACGUUCCUGUGCGGCGCCGACAACAGGACCUACUCAUCACUAUGCAGAUUGGAUUAUCACAAUUGCAUACAUUCGACGUCCAUACGGAUCGCCUGCAAAGGAUUCUGUCCCUGCAAGGAGGCUGUCGAUGGCAAGCGACUGCAGCGCAUUUCAGGCUAUAACAAGUACAACAAGAAGAGCAGCCAGGACCUCCAGCAGCAGCAGCAACAGCAGCAGCAGCAGGCCUACAAGGACAGCAGCAACAACAACAUCAUGAUGAGCAGCGGCAACAUCAUGGGCGGCAAUAACAAUGACUUCAAUACGAUCAUGAAUGAUAAAGAGGAUAACAACCGGCAUUAUAACCACAUCAAUGCCCAGUACACAUUCACGCCCGAGGAGAUCAAGUACGAUAACAAGCAUUACAAAUACCUCAAGUACACGGCAUACAAGAAGGACUCCAAGUACCAGGAGGACAAGCACAAGAUGCGCAACUACAAUGAGGUGGUGGAGAAGCAGCAGCAAAAGUUUAGUAAGAACAACAACUUGAAUGGUUACCCCUCGAAGUCACCGGAGUGCAAGCCCCAGCAGUUGACCGCCAUUGGAAACCGCCUCCUGGACUGGUUCUCCGUGAUCAUGGCCGACAGCAAGAAGCGUCGCCAACAUAGCCAGAAGUCGCGAGCCCAUUUCCCGCCCGCCUGCAAGACGGAGGCCAAGUGGAUGUUCGGCCAUCUGGAUCUGAACAACGAUGGACAGCUGUCGCUGCAGGAGAUGUAUGACCUGGAGCAUGACCAGAACGAGCGCUGCAUUAAGCCCUUCAUUGACACCUGUGACCUGGACACGGACAGUGCGAUCAAUACGCGGGAGUGGUGCCGUUGCUUUGAGAAGACGGAUCGUCCGUGUGCCGCCGUACGCCGGAGAAUUGCCGGCGACUUUGCAGGUGAGAUAGGCGCCUACGCACCGGACUGCGACAUCCAGGGAUUCUACAAGCCCACCCAGUGCCACAGCUCGGUGGGCGUCUGCUGGUGCGUGGACAAGCACGGAGUCGAGUUCGCCAACACACGCACACGCGGCAAGCCCAACUGCGAGUCCGUGGUUAAUAACGCCGCCUCGCUCACAUCCGACGACGAGGACGAGGGCGCCGACGAUGAGGACAGCGCGGAGGGCAGUGCCGAUCAGAUGCUGGUCUUCUAAGUGACCCGACCGAAGGACACCGGAGGGACAGGGCUACGGAGAUGGAUGGCCCCGGGCCCCGGGAAGCCGGCACAUCCAAUCAGCGAGCCACCAUCGAGGCGGAUGCGCUAACGUUGUAACGGAAAAUUAAUAUUAUUAUUAUUAUGAUUGCAAACAAACCGAAAGUGGAAGUAAAAGCAAACGCAGCAGCAGCAGCGAAAACCCAAAAAAAACCCAAAAACCAAAAACCGAAACAUAAAUGUGCAGUAGCCAAGUAAGCGUUUUUGAAUAGAACUACGUAUAGCAAACAGCAGAAGCAGCAAAAUCACUCACUCUACACACCAUACACCCCUCACCCCAUGCCGCGAAGGAUGUUAGCGAAAAGGAUAGCUAAAACAGCAGAGGGAAAACCAAAGAAAAACUGUAGCAUAGUUGAAGGCGCAGCGCACGCAAAUUGGCAUUUCGCUGAUGCCAACAGUAGGAAAAAAAAAAAACAAAGAAAGCAAAGUAAAACUAAAACUAAAAGGAGAGCCAACACCACUACACACACACACACACAUCCUUUUGAAGGAGCCAACCAUCCGCAGCUCAAGCAAUUUGUUCAGUCAAUCAGCACAGCCCAGUCAGCCGGGAUAUCUCCUUUGUUAUCACCGCUGUUGGCCGACGGAUGGGUGGCUCCUGGUGGCUAUUGCCCGUAAUCCACACACACACUCACCCAAUUCGCAUCCGUCUAUUUUAGCCUUUUGCAGCAGAAUUAGCUCACGAUUAUCGGCCCCUCAUUCUGUACCCUGCUUUCGCGCAAGCAAAACACGACACACGCUAAGAAUUCCGCCCAAAAAAAGCAAAACAAAAAAUAUAUAAAAAUUUAUGUGAUAAGUUUUUUGAAAAAAAUGAAAGUGCGAUCGAAGACGAUGAUGGAAACUAGCAACUCCAGGCUUUCGGCACCAGAAGGAUCAACAUCGGUCUUGGAGGAGUUCAGUUCACAGGAACGUGCGGCCAAAGAGAGUAGUUUGAGCUCAUAGUUGUUGCAUAUGUACGAAACAUAAUCGCAUUCAUUUAGAGUUACUUACUUGUAUCAGACACAUGCCAGUCAGUCAGCCAGACAUAUGUUAGUGAGAGAGAUCCGGGGGCAAGGCUUUUGUGUUUUGGAAGGCAAGGAGUGGAGUUGAGUCCUUGCCAUCACCUGCACCUGCUUCUAUGUAAAACCGAUUGUCCGUAAUUCACCCUCGCGAUAACACACACACACCACACACCAGGCACACACAACACACACUAAGCAGCAUUAUCAUCAGCACUUUUGGGCGGACGUAAGACGCAUCCUUGUGAAGUAACGUAAAGGAAGGACUCUACUCGGCUAGAGAUUCGAUAAAUGGCAAUUCGCUUAUACAUGCAUAUACAAAUAAAUAUAUAAUAUGUUUAACAUGUAAGUAUAUAGGAGGCAUAAUUAAGUGGCAGCAGCAGCAGCAUCGGCAGCAGAUCGACAAAACGUAGCUCAUCCCUCAUUUUUUAAUUCCCCCUUUUGAUAUUUUUCCCCGUCGCGAGUAAAAAUAACAUCAAUUGGAAUUUUAACAUACUAUAUAUAUUUACGAGCGAAAUGGAUAAACGUAAAAAAUGCUUGCAAACAACAAAACGAAAUUAUAUAGCCAAUUGUAGUAAACAAAAACCAAUGCGUAUAAAUAAACCUUUUAAUUAUAGCUAAAAUUUAUAACCGACAAUGAACAUUAACAACAAUCAUUUGAGAUCAAUCGAAGUGUGGAGAUAAUAUCUGUUUUCGUCUGCAUUUAAAGCCAGUAUCGAAGGCAAACGAAUGUGUAAACCCUAUAACUGACUAUGUACUACGAUUACGAUUGUAUUUAUGUAUGUAUUUAUGUACUUGUGUAUUAUUAUGCAAAUUGCAUUAAUUCUAGGGAGCCAGAAGGGGUCGCCACCGCAGAAAUCGUAUAUCCAAUUAGAACAGACCUAUUGGCACCAAAACUCUGGCUAAAUCCUUAUUACCCUCCAUUGUUUCACUCGAUUUCCCACAAUUAACCAUAGCAUUUCCCCCUACACGAUACGUAAUACGUAAUGCAUUUUGAGAACAUUUCCAAGGAACCAUUUGAUUCGAUAGCACAGGUUUUCGUUUCUACCAACUAAAAUUCGUUUAUGUACGGAAGAUGAAAUCAAUAAAUAUUAUUUAAUGCAAUUUAA